CAAAGGUGCGCAUGACAGCGAACAGAUUUGUUAUGAGAAAAGAAACAGACUAGCUACCUAUAGCUAAACAGUCACUCUAGUGAUGUUUAAAAAUCUGAAAAAGAAACUUGAACAAGGGGUUGCACAAACACCCUUAAAGGGAGCCCUCAGUGCUGUGACAAAGAAUGAUUCAAGUACAACUGAAAGUCCAAAGCAAGAAACAUCAAAACAGAAUGGAAAACAAGGUAGUCCUCAGACUGGUAAAGGUGAUGGACAGGAUUUUGGUAUUCCACAGGCAGAGAGUACACCAAAGAAAUUAGGAGACCAAUCUGCCAGCCCUGCUGUAGGUCAGCUUGUGGAUAUACCACUACAGGAUGAAGGAACUCCUAACAAUACCACUGAUUUUGCAUCAGCCUUAUCCAACUUACCAGGGGACGAAACUCCUAGACCAUCCAGAUCUAGAACUUCAUCAAUCAGUUCUGUUACCAGUGACAGUUCUUUCUUCAACAAUACUACAUUUGGAACUCACCAUUACCAAUUACCAUCAGAUGUGGAGAGUGAAAUAGAUGAAUCAACAUCAAACUUUGAUUCUUACAGUAAAGAGGAUUUAUAUAUGCUUAUUAAAAGAUUUGAGCGAAGAGCCUACAAAUAUAAGUCUAAGUUUAUGGAGGUAGCUGCUGCUUACAAAGACCUAGCUCAAGAAAGGGAGAAAAUCAAGACCACACUUACAAUGACUCAGGACAAAGCUUUCCGUAGGAUAUCAGAGCUAAAAGAACAGAUUCAAUUGGAUCUGAUGGCUAAAAAAGAUCUUGAGGAGAACUACCGACUUAUGUUGGAAGAAAAGGAUGAGCACAUCAAAGUGUUUCAGAUGCAGAUUCGCUUACUUAGAGAAGGUAAAGAGAUUCCACCAGAAUUGGAGAACAAAGUUACUAAAGCUAAACCUCAGAGUAAGGAAGUAGGGAAAGGAGACAACUCAGACAUACAAACUGAUGAUGUUAAAAUUCUAAAUGAAAAGGUGAAAAGGCUGGAGGGAUUAUUAAGCAGGUGUAAAGAUACCAUCAAAACAAACAAAGAGAAGUAUGCACAGAUCACAACAGAAAAAGAUCAGAUUAACAAACAGCUACAAGAGAAAAAUACAGAAUUAGAGAAAUUAAAGACAUCUGCUGCACCAGACACUAUGAUUAAACUGCAGAACCAGAUGAAGGAAGCUCGGAAAGUUAUAGAACAACUGGAGGUGGAUAGAGAGGUUGCCAUUGCUGAGGUCAAGAAACAGGUGCAUGAAGAAAUGGAACUUAAGGAUCAGGAACUAAGGGAAAUCAGACAGCAGUGUGCCUUACUCCAGGAAGAAAAUAAAACUAACACAGAUAAAGUGGAUAGACUAGAGAAGUCCAGCCAGGAAACACUAGAGAAAUCAAGGGAGAUAAUAAAGAGGUUAAAAGAUGAAAAGAAGCAGGUGAUAGUUGAAUCAGAAGAGAGAAUAAAACAAGCAGAAAAAACCAUUGAAGAGGAGAAAGAAAACCUGAUACAGGAAUUGUCAAGGGCAAAGGCUGCUGCAGUGACAUGCUUACAGGAAGAAACACACAAGAAAGUAGAAGGAGAAGUUCAGAAAACAGUGGAGGAAAGAGAUCAGUUCUGGGAAAAACAAAUACAUGACUUAGAGAAACAACAUUCAAGUGCCAUACAAACCCUUACAAAAGAGAAAGAUAUAGCUGUUCGUCAGUUAGAGGAAGAAAUAAAUCACAGAUUAUCAGAAAAAGAUGAAGAAAUGAAGUUGGCAGUCGAGGAACGUGACCUUCAAAAAAUGGCUGCCAUGUCACAACAGGGCACACUAAGAGAACAGUUACAGGAGGAGGUGAAAUUAUUGACUAGUAAAAGAACAGAGCUAGAGAGUGCCUUAUCAGCUUUGAAAGAUCAAAAUGAGGCUACAAUUGUAGAAUUUGAACAAAAAUUGAAGAAGCAACAGGAAAAUUUCACAGCUGAGUAUCAAAAUAUUCAGUCAAAGCAUAAAGAGGAGGUGGAAAACAUGAAACAUGAAUCUUUACGAGCUGCACAGGAUCAGAUACGGGAAAUAAUGGAACAACAUAGUGCUCAGCUAGAAGAUCUUACCAGGAAACAUGAGGAAUCCAUGCAGGGAUCAAGUUCUGAUCUGGAAUCUUAUUAUAAAGAACAAAUAAAGUCACUGAAAUCCAAUAUGGAACAGAUGUUACAGGAACGCAGCCAACAGGCAGAACAACUUAGUGCUAACAUACAUCAGUUGAAGUCAACCUUAGCAGAGAAAGAGAGCAAUAUUGAACAGAUGAAAGCUAAUUUUGAAUCUGAAAAAGAAGAGACAAUGAAAUGUAUUCAAAGCAAAUCAGAAGAAAAUGAAAAAUUACAAAAAGAUCUUGAGAAUUUAAUAAAACAAUUUGAGUCAGCCAAAGUUUCAAGUGAGGAGGAAAGAGAUUUGCUAAAAGGUCAAGUUCAGUCAUUAGAAAGUAAAUGUGGACAGUUAGAAUCAGAAAACAAAUACAUGACUGAGAAACUAGAUGAACAUGUGAAACAGAUUGACACCAUGCGACAAGAAACUGUUGCUUGUGAGAUAGAAUGGAAACGCAAAGUGGAGGAAAUUUUACAAGAUCAUAGCAAUACCAUGUCAGCAAUAUCUGCUUCAUCAGAGGAAAGUAUUAAAACAAUGACAUUACAGAUUGAGAAAAGCGAUAAAGAAAUAGAGGACUUAACAUCACAACUUGUUGAUGCUAAUUCAAAAGUUAUAGAACUUGAUUCGAAAGCAAUGAGGUUGCAGGAAGUAGAUGGCAUUCUGACAAAGGUUGAAUGCGAGAAACAGGCAUUGGAAGAAAAAAUUAGAUCAUUUGAAACAUCAUUGAAUGAAAGUAUGAAGGUCAAUGAAGAUUUAAAUGUUAAGGUGAAUGAGACAAAAGAUUUAUUUAACACAAGUCAAGAACAUCUGAAAAAGGAGAAGUCAAGCUUAGAAGAUAAGAUAUCAGCUUUAUCACAUGACCUUGAAAUGAAAGAUGUGAUUAUAUGUGACAUUGAGAAAGCUUUAGCAGAAAAAAGUGAAGAAUUAAAGGCCAGUCAGAGUGUACUUACAGGAAGUGAUUCACAAAUUCAGACUUUUGAAGUUGAAAUAAAAGAAAAAAACGAAGAAAUUAGUAAAAUGAAAGAAAAAUUUGACAGAUUACGUAAUGAAGCCAAAACAAGGUUAAAAGAAUUCAAGGAAAAUUUGGAUCAAGCUAAUCUUAAAGUUCAAACUGAGAGUGAAGAGAAAGAAAAAAUGAAACAAGAUUUUGAGAUAGAGAGAGAACAAAGUACAAACAAGUUUAAUGUCAGAAUCAAAGAACUAGAGGAGAAACUUAGUGAAGGAGAAACAAAUUUGAAAAACAUGGAAGAGGGAUUCAAAGUGAGGUUUGAGGAAUUACAAAGUCAGUAUAAAGAUAAUAUGAAUAAGAUUAAGGAGCGUUACCAAGAAAAAAUGGCUGAAAAGGAACAGGAACAUGAAAAGGCCAUAACAGAGUUACUGACUCAGAAAGACAUGGGCACACAAGAUGUGAUGAAGACAAUGAAUGAACAGAAAGAGCGACAAUUUAGUGAGCUUUCAGACCAUCAUAAAUCGGAGAUUACUUCUCUGACUCAGGAGUGGGAGGAAAAACUGAAUAAAGAAAAAGCUAGGGGAGAUAAUGAACUGCAGAAAAUGACGGAGGAUAAAGAAAAUGAAGUCAAGAAUAUCAAAGAUGAAAUGGAUCAAAAAUUAAAUGAACUGAGUAAUGCUAAACUUACUUUGGAAAAUGAAAUGGAGAACGUGUUAAAAAAACACAAUGAAGAACUGCAAAACAGAGAUCAGACAAAUACAGAAAAUUUAGAAAAAUGUAAAAUUUUAGAGGCUAAAAUUGAAGAAUUAAAUACUGCUUUGUUUACAGUGUCAGAAAAACAUGAUCAUGAAAAGCAAGAAAAAGAUCAGAUUAUUUCUCAGUCAUCAGAGAGAAUUAGUCAGUUAGAAGAGGCUAAUAGAUCAAUGGAAGAAAUGUUGCAUGCAUUAAAUGAUCAAACUCAAAAUAAGGACGAUAGAAUUAAAUCCUUAGAGGAGGAAUUAGAUAAUAAUGGUCAGAAGGUAAAAUCAGAAUGUGAGUCACAAGUAAAGGAGAUUGAGUCAGAGCUUAUUCAAAAGGAUGCAAUAGCAAAAGAGUUAGAAAUACAGUGCAAUGGUUUUCAGGUACAAAUAGAUAACUUAAAUUCAACAUUAAGUGAAAAAGACGAGAGGUUAAAAGGUCUUGAGUCAAAGUGUGAGGAAAUGAAAUCUGAAAGUGAAAAUUUAAAGGAGGCGAAAAACAAAGAAUUAAAAGUUGUAAAGGAAGAGUAUGAAAAACGUUUGGCUGAAAUGUCAGCCAAUGAUGUUGAACUACAGUCAAAUUUGACACAGUUGAAUACCAAGGUAAAUGAAGCAGAAGCAAAAUUAGUUGAUUGUAUGCAGAGUUAUGAAGUUCAAAUUGAAGAAUUAAAUUCUAAACUACAGAGAGAAACUGAAGGUUUUGAGGAACAAAAAGGCAUGCUAAAAAAACAAUUAGAAGACAUAGAUAAACAGGCAAGAAUGACUUCUGAAGACCUAGAGAAUUCUCUUCAGUCAAAAGUACGUGAAGGUGAACAGAAAUUAUUAGAGCAGGCAGAAGUUCAUAAAGCAGAGAUUGUCGCUCUUGAUGAACAGUGGAAAAGUAGGAACAAUGAAUUGAAACAGAAAGUCAAAAUAAAAAUUCAGGACCUUCAGAAUCAAGCUGUAGGCAUUACUGAGAAAGGAAAAGCUGAAAAGGAAGAAUUAAAUGCUAGAUUUGCUUCAGAACAGGAAAGAUUUAAGACAGAAAACUCAGCUUUAAAAUCUAAAGUGACUAUAUUGGAAGAAAGACUUGCUUCUGAAAUUGUCUCUGUUCAAACCAUUAGUGACCGUGAAGAAAAAGUUAAAAUCAGAAUUAGUGAUUUAGAAAAAAAAUUAAGUACUGAACAAGAGGAAAAAGACUCAAUUUCUGCUGAACUUGUACAUUCCAAUACCAAGCUUUUACAAUUAGAAGAAAAUUCUGGGUCUUCUCAAAUGGCCAUUGUUGAUUUGGAAAAACAAUUACGUGAACAAGGGGAAACAAUUACAGAGAAGGAAAAUACAAUACUAAAAUUAACAAGUGAUUUUAAUGAAAAAGAGACAAGAUUACAGGAAGUGAAAAAUAAUUGCCAGGCCAUUGAACUUAAAUUAAAUGAAAUUUCUGAUAAUUGUCAAAAAUCUGUUGGAGAUAGCCACCUAAAGAUAGCAAAUUUAGAAAAGGAAGUGUUGGAAAGAGAAAAACAAUGUAGUGAACUUCAGAAAUUGUUGUGUGAAGAAGAACAAAAUGUCCAUUCUUUAGAAAAUGAAGUUAAAAAUAUGCAAGAAAAAUUGAACUCUUCAGUUGGGCAAAUAAAGGAUUAUGAAAACAUUAAAGAGCAGUUAGACAAUUCUAAUAUUAAAGUGAAAAACUUAGAAAGUGAAUUGAACAAAGCUUUAUCAGAAAAAACAGAAGCAGAAACAUCAUAUCAAGAAAACUUGUCUGCAUUUACUCAAAGCUUCAGUAGGGAUAAAUCUUUAGAAAUAGAAACUUUAGAAACCAAGUUUAAAGCUGAAAUUGAUGAAUUGAAUGAAAAGUUGUCACUAGAAUCAAUCUUGAAAGGGAAAUUUGAAAGUGAAUUAUGUGAGUUAAAACAUAAGUAUUCAGUAGAAAUUGAGGAAUUGACCCAGAAAUGUGACAUGGAUAGCACUUCUAAAGUGUCAGAGUAUAAGAAAAAAGCAGAAAGUUAUAUUUCGCAAGUAAAAAAACAAAUGCAAGUAGAGAAAGAAUCUUUACUCUCUCAACAUUCCAAACAAAUAUCAGACUUUGAGGAAAGGUAUCAGACAUUACAAUGUCAGUUAGAGGAAGCAUCAUCAGAGAGAGAUAAACUGUUAAAACAGCACGAAAGUGAAAAUUCACAUCUCCAACAGAUGUUAGACUCCGAACAAAAAUCUAAAGACAUGAUAGCUACCGAACAAAAACAAAAAUCUGAAUCAAAUUCACAAGAAAUGAAAAACUUACAGCAGAAGGUAGAGGAACUGUCACAUGAUAAAGAGGAACUAAACAAACAGAUUCUAGAACUGGAAUCCAAACUUUCCAAAUUGUCAGAAUCAUAUCAGUCUGAUUUAAAACAAUUAAAAUCAGAAAAAAAUAAAAUAGAAAAAGAACUCAGUGAUGUUAAGCAAGACAAAGAGGAAAAUAGUGAAUCGUUGGUGAAGAAACAGGAAGAAGAAUUAGAGAAAAUGAAGCAACAUUAUGAGGAGUUGUUACAGGAUACAGAGAAUGACCAUAACGGCAAGAUCAAAGAACUGGUUAAGGAAUUCAACAAGACAAUGGUAGGCAAAGAGAAAGAAUUUGAGAAAACAUUCUCUAAUGCUUUAGAUAAAUCUCAGAGAGGAGAAAACCGCCUUUUACAAGACCAUAACCAGACAGUAACAGACCUACACAAAGAAUUACAGGAGAAAGAUGAGGCGUAUGAUAAAAUGAAUGAAGAAUGGGAGGGACGAUUAAUGGACAAAGACUUAGAAAUAUCAACCCAAGUUUCAGAGUUACAACAAGAUAUCACAAGCUUAAAGCAGCAACAUCAGGUAGAGAUUUGGGACUUACAGGAGAAAUUAAAAAAGUCACAUGGAGAAUCCAUGAUUCAGAAAGAAGUUAUGCAAAAACAGGAAGUGAGUGCUCUUACACAGGAAUGGAAUAAGGAGAGACAGUAUGAUGUUGUACAGCGAGCUACCGAUUCCUCCAUUAUAGAACCACAGGAAUUACUACAUCACAACCAGUUAGCUAUUAGUGCUUUACAACCAGGUUCAACUAACAUAACCCAGUUACAGCAACAGGUUGUCUUACUCACCAGGAAAUUGGAUGAAAUAAAGGAACAACAUAGACUAGAAAUAGCAGAAUUACAAGGUAGAAGUGAGAUGAACUCUCUACAGCCUCCACUCAUUGACACACCCUUCAGAAAGAAACGAGUUCAUUUUGAAGAUCAGACAGAACAUGCUCAGAACAUGGAAUUGAUCAAUAUAGAUUUGGAGGCAAAACUACAACAAGUGAAAACUGAACUAGCUCAAACCAAGAUCAGGGAGAAUGAACUGAACAAUAAGUUACAUCAUUAUGAAGGAAGGCAUGGUGAUAUUGAUUCACCACCUCUUAGUCCUGGUUACCAUGCCACUGGUCCCCUGUUGCAAGAACCAACUCAGUGUGAGUAUCUGAAGAAUAUACUAUACCAGUAUAUGAUGGGAAGAGAGACCAAGACUCUAUCUAGAGUGAUAGGAACUGUAGUACAUUUUAAUGAUGAACAAAUGAGGAAAGUAAUUGCAAGAGAAGAUGCUAAAACUAAUGAACCUUUGUCUGACAGAAAAUUUAUAUGUAUUUAAAGCUUGGCUGAGCACACCUUCAUAAAGAAAAAGUUGUUAUAAACAUAAAUAGUUCGUUGAAACCAAAGACACCAAGUAGAAAUCCAGUACAUAUCCAAAACAGUACCAAGUCAAAAACCAAUCAGGUGUCCUGAAUAUUCUCUUAGAAUAGUUGGAAUCUUUGCAAUUUUAGCAUUAUUCAGAAUCUGGAUAUGCUUGUAUUGCUACAUUAUUGUACUGUUAUUAUUUGUUUACUAUUUAUUUUGUUAAGAAUAAAAAUUGUAUGGGUUUGUUUCUGUAAAUUAUGUUAAAAUAAGAACUUGCAAAAUGACUUUGCUUUCAUUUUUUAAAUAUCUGAACAAAGGCUGUGAGAAAAUAUAAAUAUAGCUGUGAUUUGAUGACACGUUUUUAUUAUGUCAAUACUAAAUGAUGACACAUGGAAGAUUUGUCAGAUUUUAGCAAACAUAGGCUAAUGUCAAAAACUUUUUGACAGAAUUAGAAAAGACCACAAGAGUCACACAUUGUAUUUGUUUUGCCAUUUAAUUAUGUAAUCACUAAAUCACAUUUCCUAUUGAAUAUAUCUUUGAUUGAAAGUUAAUAGGUAUAUUAUAUCUCAGCAGAUGUAAGUUGGUUGAGAUUUUGAGAAUUGGUUUGUUGAAUCACAAUUUAUUUCAACAUUUCAUUCUGAAACUUGGAGAAUACAUUUAUUUAUCCUGCUAUAUCCCUUUGCAUUGCUUUGGUGUAUACUUGUCUGUGAUGAUAUCUACUUAGUAUGGAAGAUAAACAGAUAAAACCAUUAAUUUGUUUUACAAAUUGGGCUAAUCCACAGAAAUCUUGAGUGAUAACUGAAAUGUUUGUCAGUUGUGUUCUGAAAUUUACUGGUGCUGUGCAACAUAUUGCCUAAAGUAGUACAAAAUAUGUAAAUAUCUGUUAUUUUUGUUAUUGAUGGUUAAUAUGUACUUUCUGAUGGAUGAAUUGUGUGUUUGGGUUUUGGGACCAAUUAGUUGUUAUACAAGGUUUAAUAUUUUAUUGUCAAAGGUUGUGUUAGUGAAUUGAAAAAUAUGUGUAAAAAUAGCUUAAACGCUUCAAUAUCUGUCAAAUGCAGAUAUAUUUCAAAGGAAAUAAAAAGAAAAUUUAGUGCCAAAUAUAAAACAAGUUUGAAAAUGAAGUAAUUAAUGGAAUCUUAACAUUCAUGGUUAAAUUUGAUUGAUACAUGUUUUGAGCAAUAUUAAUUAAAUCUAAUAACAAUGGAGAAAUCCUUCAGUCCGUGUUGCAUGUAGAAUCAGUAGUGACUAUCACUAGUGACAUUUCAGUUUGUAUUUUAGAGUUGUAUGUAAAUAAAAGUAGUAAUAUAAUGUUAUAUAUGUGAAGUAUAAUUUCUUUUGUUUGAUGCUUAUGUGAUGUAUUGUCUUGUUUACUCUUCUUUGAUUGCACAAUAGUUUAUAAUGUCCAAAGAAGGGCAUUAGUUGUCCAGCAUUUCAUACUUGCAAAUUUCUUUGUAUCCCUAAAAGUUAAAUCUGAGGUUGUUAUUUUAUCAGAAUGAAAUGAGUAAAAUUCUUUCUGUAACAUUUAAGUAGGCUUAUUAUUUAUUGUGAAGAAAAUUAUUUUAUGUCGUGUUUGAAAAGUGGAGAUGACAUACUGUGGAUUCAUUAUUAUUCAUGGGAUAUCAAUUUUUCAUGGAUUUCUUGGGUAAAGGUGUACCACAAAUUCAAAUGUUCAACGAAAUACAAAUGUUCUAUAGGCUUGUAUUCAUACUUGGGCAAAACCACAAAAUCAAAUAUCCAUGAAAAUGUAAUGUUUCCUCAAUCCUCGAAAAUUGAUAGCCACGAAAAUAAAUGUAUCCACAUUAUAGUUUUAUGCUCUAUGUUUUAUGUCUCUCCUGCUUUUGGCACUAGAUUAAAGUAUAAUGUAGUUUUAUUUGAUAGCAAUAUUUAACUUCAUGAUUGAAUACUUCAAGAUGUGAAUUAUUUAAAAUUAUGUCUGAUCAAUUAAGUUAAGUUCUAAAUUAAAAAAAUAAUUUAACAUGAAGUUAACAUGAUGCCUAUAUGAAAUUUGUCAAAGAAAGAUUCAAGAUUUGAAUAAUUUAUACUAUAUGUAAAAAGCUGCCUUUGGCUUAAAUUUAUGGUUCACCGGUGAUAUAUAUUAUUAUUCAGCAUAAUGCUAUUGCUAGGCUUUGUUACUCCCUUUAAACUUGUCAGAGCACUGUGUCAGUGAACACUGACAAUUUGUUUUAUUGUAUUUUGAUUUGGUCAUGAAUAUGCCACACUAAAGGGGGAUACAUGAAGACCACAAUAAGCACAAUACUUGGGUGGUAACAUGGAUGUUACUGACUUUCUGUUUAGUUUGUAUAUUUUGUUCUGUGUCACAAUAGUAACCAUGAAAUAUGUUUUAAAACAAUCAUUUUAAUUGUCAUACUUGGCUGAUACAGCAGCUGAAACAUACUUUACUAUGCCAUAUAUCUGAUCUGGUGUCUGUUAUUAAUUUUUCUCUGAUUAUCAUUUUUUUCAGGAUUCAGAACUGUCAUUUAUUGCAGGACUCUUAUUGAUUAAGCAUUACCAUAUUGAUAAGAUAAAAGUCCGUUCAGAUAUUUUAAAAGUAAUAAAUUCUGGAAGAAUUUUUUUUUUUUUUUAGUUUUGCAACAUUUUACUGUUAUAUAAGGAAGAUAAUAGAUAAAUUAAGUCAAUUAAUCUAUGUACAGAUAUGACCUUGUUAAUGAUUUAUUUCCUGAAAUAUUGGGGUUUGUGCAAUUAUAUUACUUCCUUGUUUGAUAAUUGAUUUGUUAUGAAUAUGUUAUUCUAUUAUUUUUAUGGUUAUUUUUGUCACAUCAUAUUAAGGUUUCAAAAAUGUUCACAUUAAAGUUAAAUUAACUAGGUUAAGGAGAGUUUGAGUGCAAUUUAUAAGUAAUAGAGAAGUUUGACCUAAAAAACAAUACUUGGAAAUGUGUUAUACUCAGCAAAUGGUAAAAACACAAUAAAAACAUGUCAAAUAAUUAAGAACAGUCGUAAUAAAUUGCUAAGGAAAGAGGCAUUGCAUUUUAGGUAUAUAUAAAAUCUUAAAAAGUUAUUUGAAUCAGAUUCUUUUUUAUCAAAUAUCUGUAACAUGAGAUCUUCCAUAAAACAGGUGCAUGCCAAAAGAAAAACGUGAAGUUGUGAUAGCUAUAGCUGUGAUGUAUCCUGAUAUUGACUAUGUACCUAUACGUGCAUUCAUUGUUAUUUAGAUGUUUGAUACAAUUCUGCUCAUUUACAUUUACUUUCACAAGAAGUGCUACAAAACUUAGAAAACAACAAUGUUAUAUACAAUUCUUUGGAUUUUCCUUUUUUAUCCAGGUUCGAAAAUAAAAAUAAUUGCAUUGAUCUGGCAAUUACUUUGCCCAAAUUCUGUCCUAUAUUAUUUAGUUCAAAAUAUGAUAUGUACCAUUUUGGAAUUUAAAAAGAUAAAGAUAUUCUGGUAAAAAGAGAAAAUGUAAAAUUUAUGUACAAAAGUAUAAUGGAAAGCUUUUUAUCACAUGUAUUUAUUUAGUUUUUCAUAAGGCUGAUUUCCCAUGGCUGACAUGAACUCUUGUCAUUUCCUCAUUUGGGGAGUCUACUAAAGUAAAUCUCUUACUAGUUGCAUAGGAAUUAAAAAUAGAAAUGCUUUGUGACAUGGACAAUUGUGCAAAGCAAUUUUUUUUUAAAGAUUGCAUUUUUUCAGUUUUCCAUAGUUAACAUGGGUUUUGCCAUUUCUAUAUAUUGGAUAGUUUUUCAGUGCUCACUUUCAUCUGUUUUCAUAUGAAUAGAAUUAAAUUUUACAAAAAAUGUUUUUAAUAUGUGCAGAUGUACAUUUUAUAGUCAAACAGAAAAGGAAACAAACUAAUUUCAAUUUAAAACAUUUUUCUGAAGUGAAUAUGCAUAAUCAGUUAAGUUCUGUAUGACUAGUUUUAAAAAAAGACAACAUUUAUCCAGGCAUUUUGACAUGUCAUCUAUGUGUGUUGUAAGGAUAUGAUACUCAUUUAAUAUACUCCUAGCAGUACAAUACUGCAAGCUAUUAUUUAAUUUACAUUUUUUUUAUGUUAACAGUAACAGGUCAUGAAAAACCAAACCAUUAGAACAUAUAAAACAUAAAUAUAGUCAUUUCAUUUCAUUUAAUUUGCUUUCAUGCCAUUAUCAAUUUUUAUUUUAGAAAGAAACAAAUGAUUUAAGGAGAAGGCAUGAUAGGGCUUUUUUUUUUGCCCCCUGAAUAAGAAAAUCAAAAGGUAUUAUAAUUAUCUACUAAGUAACAUCCUUCUUAUAAUCAUUGGACAUUAGUCCUAAUAUAACAGUAUUAAGUUUUUUUUUAUUCUCUUUCUCUAACAUAUUUGCAUUAGGGCUUCUAACUUUUUGCAUAAUGCAAAACUGCCAAAUCAACAAAAGUAGCCUCAUUAUGAGAUCUUGUCAUUAAUGUUUAGAUAUGAACAAAGGCUUUAAUUUCCUAUAAGACAUAUUUCACAAAGGUGUGUAUGUUUGUUUUGUAAAAUGUCUUCUAGUGCAAGUCCUUGGCUGAUAUAUAUUUUGUCCAAAAACCAUGUGUAAAAUUGCCAUUUUAUAUCAAAUAUGUUCAUUUCAACAUGUUGAUGACACCAUAUUGACUUCACAAGUGACCAUUCUGUACAGAAAAGUACAUAUUAUUUCAACCUGUUCAUUUAUCUAUAAAAUUAACAUAGUUUUGAAAGUUUUAGAGUAAAAUUUCUAUUUUUUGCUAAUUCAGGGGCCAAAUAUUGGCUCUUAUCAUACCUCCUAUUCAGUGCUUGUUAAGAUAAAAAGUAAUGUAAUUACCAUAAUGUCAUAUCAAAUGUAUUAUAUCAUUACUGUAUCUUUUAAAUUUAGAAUAACUCAUUUAUAGAUAAUCAGCCAAAAUAUAACUGUCUUCUGGGUUGCUGUUCAAUCAUUGCAGCUGUGUUUUAGUGUGGUGUAAAGUUGUGUGUAUUGUAAAAGUAUGAAUGUGAUAUUUAUGAGGGUUGAUAAGCUCAUGCUUUACAUUACUUUAUAUUGAUGAUUACAUAGAGGACACUGUGUUGAUAAAGUAUAUCACCAAUAUUUCUUCAUUGUUAUUAUGAUUACAUAUUUUAUGAAUCAAUAAAUCUAUUUUUAAACUAA
This is a messenger RNA of Mytilus californianus (California mussel), 12498 nucleotides long. Its product is annotated as golgin subfamily A member 4-like. Gene Ontology annotation, molecular function: small GTPase binding. The record is from RefSeq and is a predicted model, not a curated record. The transcript has 23 exons. Lineage: Eukaryota; Metazoa; Mollusca; Bivalvia; Mytilida; Mytilidae. Bases 83 to 7408 code for a protein of 2441 amino acids. Gene Ontology annotation, cellular component: Golgi apparatus. Gene Ontology annotation, biological process: Golgi vesicle transport.